AUGGGAUCAGUUUUGAAUAACCCUAACUUCAGUUUCUUUUCUGAGAAGAUAAUCGAUAAUGGAGCUACAAGUUCAGUACCAUCUCUAUAUAUUCCUGAUGAGGAAAUAUAUGAGAGUAUUGGUGAAUGGAAUUUUAGUCUAAUUGGUAGAUUAGAUUUUGUUAAAUUGAAAUUUGCUGCUGCUGAAGAAGCUUUGAAGAAACAAUGGAAAUUAACAGGUGAUUAUCAAUUGAUUCCUCUUGGAAAAGGUUUCUUCAUCAUCAAAUUAUCAAAUGAAAAAGAUAUGAAGUAUAUAUGGAAUGGUUGGUGGAAAAUUGAUUCACAGAUCCUUAAACUAAGACUUUGGGAGGAAAAUUUUAAUCCCGCUGCUCAGAAAACUACUACAGCUUUUGUAUGGGUGAACUUUCCAGGAUUGGCAAUUGAAUAUUGGAAAGAAAAGAUUCUAAUAUCCUUGGGUGAUGCUAUUGGAAGAGAUAUAAAAGUAGAUGAAACAAGUCUAAAAAGGGAAGUUGGGUACUAUGCCAGUGUUUUAGUGGAAGUGGAUUUAGCUAAAAAGGUUCCUAAUCAUGUUUUAGUCAAAACCAAAUAUGGAAGUUUUGAGCAAGAAGUACAGAUUCCUAAAAUUCCUAGUUUUUGCAGUCAUUGCAAAGUGGUAGGGCAUUUAAUUACUGAAGGCAGAGUGCAGCAAAAAGAACAAAAGCAGCUUGAUAAUGUUGAUGAAGUUCCUAAAGUGCAGAGGAAAAUAUGGAAACUUAAAGAGAAAACUAUAACUCCUAUAGGUUUUGAUAUUUGCAAUACCCCAAAAACAACAAUUGAAGAUGGAGUGGAGAAAGAAUUUUUAAUUGAAGAUGAAAUUGUAGAUGCAAUAAUCCCUCCAAUAGAGAAGCCAAGUGCAGUCGAUUCUCAAGAACAUGAAAAUUUAGGUAAAUUUCAUAUAUUACAAAGUUUAGAGAAUGAUGAGUUUCCUCCCUUGAGUGUAAACAAAUUAUUAGAUGUGGCCACUAGUAGUACUUCAGUGAUAAACAAGAUUAAAGUUAGUAAUGACAAGGAACAAGGAACUCAAGAAGUUGUGAAGAAAGUGGUUAAACCAAAGAACAUCAGUUUUAUAACAACAAGAAAAAACAAUGGAACAAAUUUAGUGAAAAAGAAAAAAGGUGUGAGGAGUCCUGCUACUUCUCAAUCUCAACCUUCUAUAUGA
Papaver somniferum (opium poppy) is the source of this 1197-nucleotide messenger RNA. RefSeq lists its product as uncharacterized. The transcript has a single exon. The record is from RefSeq and is a predicted model, not a curated record. NCBI's taxonomy places the organism in Eukaryota, Viridiplantae, Streptophyta, Magnoliopsida, Ranunculales, Papaveraceae. Bases 1 to 1197 code for a protein of 398 amino acids.